CUGAUGUCUGCCGAGGCACCUUACUUUCUUGUCCCCGCCGGUUCAGGUUCCCCCGUCCUCGCUUCGGCAAGUCCUAGCGGUCGGGCAGAGUCGUCUUCCUCUAGUCCAACGGUCUCUCCUGACUCCACUGGCAAGAAAGGCAAGGUGCAGCUAUCGGCUGACCAGGCCUUGACAGCUGAAGGAAGGCCUCGCGCGCGUGUCUGCCUGGCCUGCGUACAGUGUCGCAAGCGCAAACGUCGCUGCGACGGCGUGAAACCGGAAUGCAACAACUGCUUGAAGCGCUCCUACCCUGCAGCGGGACCGUGCUCGUAUGAUGCCGCCCCUCGAAGACGCGGGAGGGAUCGCGCUCCCGGCUCGCGUCUCGCAGCAGCCUUCGAGCUGAAGAAGACGCGUACGACUCGUUCCAGAUUUGAGGGCGAGGGGAAAGGGCCACGAAAAGAGAAGAGAGCCGUCAAUGCACAACCUGCUCGGGAUGCUACUCAGGAGACCUCUACGGUCUCCGCUCGAACACCCGUAGCAUUACUCGUCCAGGAUACAUCCCGCCCCCCGGCGGUACACCGAGGACAGUCUGCCUCAACCCAAGUAAUAACGGGGCGAAUGGAGGAGGAAGAGCUCGACAAGUCGCAGGGGUACACAUCAGUCUGGACACCGCCUGGAGUACGGUUCAUCCGCGAGACCUGGUGGGAUGCGCUCCUCACGCACCACUCCGGUGUGCCAGCAGGCAGCGUCAUAACAGCGGAUAUCCGCGACAGCGCGAUGCAGGCCAUCUUUGCGGAUCUACGAUCCCUAUUCAAGACUUCCUUGCAUUGGCUAUCCUUCGUAAACAUCCCCCGCUUCUUCGCAAGCCUGCGACACCCAAUUCAUCGACAGGCGGUGCAACCGAGCCUCAUUUACGGCGCCCUGGCGAUGUCGACUUUCUUCCAGAGCUCGGAGCUCGAGAUGGGUGCCAAGGGUCGAGAGAAGGCAUUGCAGCUGCUCGACCGCGCACAUGCGAUGUUCGACGCGAGUUUGACUGCGGGGUGGAUUGACCUCGGACUCGUGCAGGCAGCAUGGCUAUUCGCAAUGUUCGAGCUCCAAGGACACCCUGCAAAUACCGCGGCGCGCGGUCGAUCUGCGUUCGACAUGCUUGACUCGUUGAUUCGAAGUUUGUCGCUGACCAUUCUGGACGUGAUGGAUCCACGCACCUCCGUGUUUUUGCCAGGACAGGUCCCGGUUGUCGUCUCCACGAGUGAUCUUCCGAACAGUUUCACUGCUCCUCCGGCGACAUUCGAACAUGGGAUUCCUACAUCCACUCCUCGUGCUUUACAUGAGGUUACCUCAGACUACUCUCCCCUACCUCCCCAAACGCCCAUGGCAAACGAGGCACAACGGGGUUGCGGGUGCUCUUCUUACUCUCUGGGUACCACCUGGCCGAUAUCCGCCACCCUAACGCCCGCCUGGACAUGCAUGCCGAUGUGGCCGGAGAGCGCGGGCGAGGGCGAGAUGCAGAAGGAGGAGUGCAGGCGGCUCGUCUGGUCAGCCAUCACAUUGGCCAUCACAUACAGCUCGCACGCGGCGGCGGGGACGGACCAGGCCCCCAAGCAUCUGUGGAUCCAGGAUGCGGCGAACUAUGCGCUCCUGUUCCCUGGGGAGAGCCUGGUCCCCCCGGGGACGACCGCGUUGCCGUUCUCGAAAGAGUCAGUGUGGGCGCUGUACAUGCGCGUGCAGUUCCUCUGGCACAGCGCCAUGCGCCAGCGCGGAGACCCGAGUUUGUCGAGUUCGGACCGCGCGGCGUACGCGAUGAGCGCGUGGCUCGAACUCGAUCACGUGGAGGAGUGUAUUGGUCGACAUUCAUGUACCCCGGGGUCGGGGUUCAAGACGCAGCUCCUUGAGAUGCUCUUCAACACGCGGAUGGUCGUCUCGCAUGAGUUCAGGAAGUAUAUCCCUGAGGCGAAAAUCGCCUCAGGCCUGUAUUUCUACAGAGAGAAAGCCGAACGUUGGAUGAACCACGCCCUCGGAAGCGCACAGCAUGUCAUGCAAUCAAUGAAAGACUGCGCUCCUUCGUCGAAUAAUUACACCCGACGAUGCUUCAUGAUGUACUGGUACAUGUCCCAGAUGACUCGAGCUCUGUCGCUCUGGGAGGCGGAUCCGACGCUGCUAGUCGCAUUGACGGUCGCCAAGGCAUUUGCGCCAUGCGUCGAGUUCAUGAUGAUGAUAUGGCCUUCACCCAGCCAGCGCAUUGAGUACCAAGAACUCCGCAACUGGCUUGUUCGCUCUUGUAUGUCUGCUGGCGUGGCUCUGCCAGAUCGGGCGAUACCUAUUGUUCUACCCACGCGAUUCGACAAUCCUUCCUAACAGCGACCUGUAUAGGCCUCGACGUAAACAAUCUGAGCGUAGGACAUGUUCGUUCCCAACGCAUGAUCCUAGGGCUACGCUCUCAUAGGUUAUGAUAAAUUGGC
Dichomitus squalens LYAD-421 SS1 is the source of this 2438-nucleotide messenger RNA. RefSeq lists its product as uncharacterized. The transcript is spliced from 9 exons. Gene Ontology annotation, molecular function: DNA-binding transcription factor activity, RNA polymerase II-specific; zinc ion binding. Gene Ontology annotation, biological process: regulation of DNA-templated transcription. Bases 4 to 2334 code for a protein of 776 amino acids. NCBI's taxonomy places the organism in Eukaryota, Fungi, Basidiomycota, Agaricomycetes, Polyporales, Polyporaceae. Gene Ontology annotation, cellular component: nucleus. The record is from RefSeq and is a predicted model, not a curated record.